This is a messenger RNA of Recurvomyces mirabilis, 1554 nucleotides long. RefSeq lists its product as uncharacterized. NCBI's taxonomy places the organism in Eukaryota, Fungi, Ascomycota, Dothideomycetes, Mycosphaerellales, Teratosphaeriaceae. The transcript is spliced from 2 exons. The record is from RefSeq and is a predicted model, not a curated record. Gene Ontology annotation, molecular function: monooxygenase activity; iron ion binding; oxidoreductase activity, acting on paired donors, with incorporation or reduction of molecular oxygen. The coding region runs from base 1 to 1554 and encodes 517 amino acids.
AUGGACGCCACGACGAGCGCGAAGGGUCAUGAUGGCAUCGCUCCAUGGCUUGCGGUCACUCUAGCACUGCUCACCCUCCUCCUCAGCUCGGCCUACUAUGCUCUACAGAAGCCGCCUCAUGGCUCGAAAGCUCCACCUUUGACGAAAGACGCGAGCGCAGUGCUCGGAGCUUUUGCCUUCUUCACGCAGAGGUGGGACUUCCAGCAGAAAGCUUCCAGACAUUCUCCCACAGGGAAUUUCUCCUUUUAUGCCGGCAAGUGGCCCGUCGUCUCGAUAAGAGGCGAAGAAGCCCGGAAGGUGUUCUUGGAGAGCAAAGACCUUGCUUUCAGUGAGGGGUAUUCUGCUCUACUUGCUGGCUCUCCAGAGGUCAAGCCCGACAAUAACGUUCUUGCCAGCGAUGUCACGCACGGCAAUGAGUCUGGCUUCAGCGCCUACUUCAACAAGCGAUUGAUAGCUAUGCUGAAAGGCAACCGACUGCGAGACGGCUUACCUCAGCUCUUGCAGGAUGCUCGGCUCGUGCUCGACGAGAUGGCGGCAACAGGAAAGAACCUCACGGAUCCGUUUGAUAGCAUAUAUCGCAUGGUCUACAAGUUCACCAUGCGAACCGUUGCCUGUAAUGAGAUCGCUGAUGAUCCAGUGCUGCUUGCUAAGACUCUCAAGUGCUUCGAAGAAGUAGAAGGUGCCACGACGCCCCUCAGCAUCAUGUACCCAUGGCUACCGCAAUGGGCGACGGUUAGACGUACUAUAGCUGGCGGGAGACUAUAUGUCAUCUUCAAAGGGGUGGUUGAUGCCAGAAAGAAGAACGGCACAUGGCAGGAAGACGCAUUGCAACACCUCAUUGAUUCUGGCGAUAGUAUCACAGAUAUCCUCAAAUUCGUUCUUGGAGCACUAUUCGCUGGCCAGCUGAACUCUGGCAUCAAUGCGGCUUGGAUUCUGGUAUACAUGACAAGCAAGCCAUAUUGGCUCUCUCAAAUUCGACAAGAGGUUGAUAGAGUGGCCGACCGCUACACACACGAUACUUCACUGCCUCUCAAGGAGAGACUGAUGCAUGUGCCCAUCGAGGCAUGGGAGAACGAGUUCCCGAUCGUAGACAUGUGCCUCCGAGAGUCAAUGAGACUACAGUCAUCAGGGUCGUUCUUUCGCAAGAAUGUAUCCGAUCAUGCGGUACCGAUCAAUAAGGAAGGUACAGAAGUCAUACCUCCCGGUGUCUUCGCCACCUACGCCUUGGGCGAUAUUCACUACAACCCGCAGGUCUAUACCAAUCCGGAUGAGUAUGAUCCGACUCGAUUUUCGCCCGAAAGAGCGGAGGACAAGAAACAGCCAUAUGCAUUUGUGGGCUGGGGUGCUGGGCGACAUCCAUGCUUGGGUAUGCGUUUCGCUAAGCUCGAGAACAAUAUCAUCGUUGCCUUCUUUCUCGCAUACUUCAGCGACAUCAAGCUCGCGAAUGCGGACGGUAGUGAAACCACUCGGAUCCCGGAGACGAACCGCAAUAAUCACACAGCACAUAAGCCCGACGAGCACGUCUGGCUCAAGUACAAGAUUGCUGCCAAUUGA